This is a messenger RNA of Dioscorea cayenensis subsp. rotundata (Guinea yam), 2282 nucleotides long. Its product is annotated as probable disease resistance protein At1g63360. Bases 198 to 2282 code for a protein of 694 amino acids. The transcript is spliced from 2 exons. The record is from RefSeq and is a predicted model, not a curated record. Lineage: Eukaryota; Viridiplantae; Streptophyta; Magnoliopsida; Dioscoreales; Dioscoreaceae. Gene Ontology annotation, molecular function: ADP binding; protein binding.
UCAUUUGGGAAAACUAAAGAAAAAAUAGCUGCAAGUUGCAACUGCGCCCUCUCUCUCCCCCUCUUUUUCGCAACCUUCCUGUCUCUAGUCUUUCGUGGCUUUUUCUUCCCAUUUUCAUCUCUUCCUUCUUCACAGAUGACCGUUCCAACCCAUCCCUGCAUCCAAGCACGUUAGCUGCAUAUUGAUUUUGAGAUUCAAUGGAUUUGGUGAAGCUCUGUCUUUCACCUUUUUGUUCUUUCAUGCAAAGCCCUGUUGUGCGUCAGGACAUGAGCCAUGUAUUCUCCACCAAAGAGAAAAUUGAUGAUUUGAAGAACGCCAUGGAACAACUCUUAGCGAAAAGGAACGAUAUUCAGAGAGAGCUUCAUGAUAGUCAGCACAAGGGGAAACUACUACGCGAUGAACUUCGACUCUGGCUUCGCAAUGUUGGAGAAAAGGAAAAUAAGGUAGAACGAUUAUUGGAUGAAUAUCGCAAAGGUAAUUGUGUUGCAGGCUCUUGUUCUCUAAAUUGUUUUUCAAGGUAUAAGAUUAGCAUUGAUGCAAUCAAAUUGGAAAAGGAGAUAAAUCAGUUGAUAACAAAACAGCCAGAAAUCAAAUUUACCAACAUACCACCACCGAAACCAGUCCCUGAAUCAUAUAAAAUAGUGGGGGAAAAAAUCAGGUCCAACGUUGAUAUUGCUCGCAGUUAUCUGGCAGAUGAAAGAGUUGGUAUAAUAGGCAUAUGGGGCAUGGGGGGUGUAGGCAAGACCACACUCUUGAAAAAAAUCAGGCAGUCAUUGUCAGGUGAUGCAAACAUGGGAUUCAAUCAUGUGUUAUUUAUCAAAGCUUCAAAAGAUAUUCAGCUGAAAGAACUUCGAAAGAAGAUUUCCGAAAGUUUGCAAUUGCAGCGUGAUGAUAAAGAAGACAUCCUUAAUGUUUUAAAAAUUAGCAACUUUGUAUUGCUCUUGGAUAAUAUAUGGGAAGAAGUGGAUCUUAUUGAUCUUGGAAUUCCCCAUCCUUACAGCGACAAAAAUUCCACCAAACAAUAUAAACACAAAGUGAUUUUCACUACUCGAUCUGAAGAUGUGUGUGCCAAGAUGGGUGCAGGAGAAAAUACCAUCAAAGUGGAAUGCUUGGAAUCAGAUGAAGCAUGGGAUCUUUUCAAGAACAAUGUAAAUCUAGCUGUCAUUGAGUCAGAUGAAAAGUUUAAAGAAAUAGCAUGGCAGGUGAUGGAGAAGUGUGGUGGUUUGCCACUUGCUCUGAAAGUGGUUGGUAAGGCAUUGUCAAACAAAAAAUCUGUCCAAGAUUGGAAAUUUAUUUUGAACUCAAUAAAGAAUUCAGGCACUGAAGUAGUUCAAGGUGUGCAGGAAUCAUUACUUCCGAUUUUGAAAUUCAGUUAUGAUAAUCUAACUAAUGAUUUUAAGGAGUGUUUCUUAUCUAUUUGCAUGUUGCGAGGACAACAUAAACAGGAUAUUGUAGAGUUUUUGAUGGGAUUAGGCUUGAUUCGUGAUUUUGACAAUUUGCAAGAAGCUUAUGGCACAGGAGAAAAUAUCCUUAAGAUUCUAGAGGAAUCAUGUUUAUUGUAUUCUUCUGAUCAUGGUUAUGUGAGGUUACAUGAUGUAAUUUAUGAGAUGGCAAUGUGGAUAGCAACAGACUGUGGGAGGAACAUGAAUAAAUGGAUAGUGAAAAGACAUGAUAGGUUCGCAGUUGAAUUAGCAUCAAUCAAUGCAGAGAAUUGGAGAUUCGCGAACCGAGUGAUUAUAGAAGACAAGGUGGAGCUUUUGCCAAUUUUGUCUCAUCAGUGUUCUGAUUUGUUGUGUUUAAUGAUAAACUCUAAUUCUUGUUUCAAAAAUAUUCCUGAAGGAUUUUUCAAACAGAUGCCAAAUUUGACAUAUUUGGGUCUUAAAGGCACUCAUAUCAAAAACCUUCCAAAGGACAUCAAAUGUUUGGUUAAUUUGCAAUACCUAAAUAUUUCAUACACAAAGAUCUCAUCACUUCCAAAGGAGUUGGUAUAUCUGAAGAAAUUGCAAUAUCUGAUAUGCAAAUAUACAAAUAACUUGGGCAAGGUAGAAGAUGGUCUCUUGUCAAGAUUACAGAAUUUGAAGGUCAUUGACAUAUAUCCGUAUGGGUGGGUAGAACCUGAAGAGUUAAAGCUAUUGAAGAAACACAACAGCAUCAAAGCAAUAGGAAUGCGUGUAGUAUCAGAAGAGGUUCUCCAACAACUCUCAUGUUUGCCAACUACUUGGCUAUCUAUCACAAUGUGGAUAACGAUCUCUCUUUCAUUUGAUACUAAGCUGCAAAGAUAA